Molecule: messenger RNA, 2916 nt
Organism: Candidula unifasciata
Lineage: Eukaryota; Metazoa; Mollusca; Gastropoda; Stylommatophora; Geomitridae
Source: the annotation of a GenBank genome assembly
AUGGCAGCACUGGAGUGCAACAGUGGGCAGGAUAGUUUCUCACCAACAGAGAACGGAGAUGCUCUGCCAGAGGAGAAAUCACUGAAUAUUGACUACUCUGAGGAUUUGUGGUUGGCAAACAGUGAAGAUUCUUCAGGCCCCUAUGCUCAACAACCAAAUAAGGUGGGGCCUGAGAAUGAGGUACAGGUGGAUAACCUAGAGAACAGUGAAGGUUAUUCUGUGGCUUCCGUUCAUCAGUCUAUAGAUUCACAUCGGUUAGAUGUUGCUGACGAGGAAUAUGUUGAACCACAGGUUAAUGCUCAGGGUCAGGUUUGGAGUGCAGAGUUAUCAGAGGAUGAUGGAACUGGUGCUGGGACACAUAACCCAGCUGCUGGUUACAUGAAUGGGUCAGCGGAGCAGAAUGGGUUGGAGUUCAGCAGUAGUGGGGAAGAGAAGGACUUUACCCAGCUUGUCCCAGCUGGGUCGUUUGUGGAGGGUGGCGCGGUUGUGGGAGGGGAGAAUCAGGAUAAAACAUUUACAUCUCUGAUGCCAGCAACUGCUUUAAAUGUGAACGGGGACAUUCAGCCAGGCUACACAUCAAUGCUGGAUGCGAACCAGGACCAAAUGGUGUAUUACAGCACCAGCGAUCAAAUCACUACUGACACAUCUAGUCCAAUGGUCACAGAGGAAAGUGUUACUAACUCGUACGAACAAUCUGCUCAAAUAACAGUCAAUGGAGAAGAAGCAGCCAAUGGAGAGGAGGUUGAGAAUGCUGUGUAUGUUUCAAUAGACGCUAUAAAUUCAGAUGGCCAGCAAGUAGCGGCUGCGGGGAACUUCACAGUUCUGUCUCCAGCGAUGCUCAACAUGGCAAACAUCAACAGCGAUGACCAGACUUAUUCUGCUGGUCUAUCAGGCAGCGGUUAUCAGCAUAUUUCCACACUCCCGUUUGUCCAGAAUGGUGCCUACGCGACCCAGCCCUCCUUCACGUCAUACCACACAGUCAGCACUGCCACUGUUGUCAGCAGCGAGGACAGUCAGCAGCAGCAGAUCAUUCAGCAUUCGGAAUACAGUUCCGAUCACACUAGCUUUGGGACUGAGGCUGCCGCCCUAACAGCCUCAUAUCAGUCAAGUGCCAUAGACUACAAUGACGAAGACGAUGAGGAGGAUGAUGAACAGGACGAGGAGGACAAUUCUGUGGAGUUCUCCGAGUUCAGCUGUCCUGUGUGCAGUGAGGCGUUUGCUGAUCAGGCAGCUUUGGAUGACCAUGUCAACAACCACCCCCCAUUGAAGACAUUUGUCUGUGAGACUUGUGGUAAAGGUUUUGCCACAAGACGCUACCUCAAAUACCACAGGAAGAACCACUGUAAGAGGGCAGGUUCCUAUGAAGGAAGGAAUGAGCUUGAUGAGAAUGACCCUAAUGGAGAGGUGAAGAGAUUCUCGUGUAACAUGUGUAGUCGUCCUUUCCGUGUGUUAAAAUGUAUGAAAGUCCAUAAGAAGAAGAAACAUAGCAUCAUGAAAGAGUAUACUUGUCAGAACUGUGCUGUGACUUUUAGCUCCUCCCAAGAACUCAUCAGUCAUCCAUGUGAACCAAGGAAUGUGUUAGUCACUCCACGAGUCAUUCAUUACGCCCCACCACCACUUGCCCUGCCCAGCCAGAAAAAGAAGAAGAAGCUGAAACAAGCCAAGCCAUCCUGCGACAUUUGUGGAAAGACUUUUUCUGAUAGGAUUAGUGUGGACAUCCAUCGCGUGAAACAUAUCGAAGAAGAGUUGUAUCCGUGUGACAUGUGUUGUGAGGAGGAUGGCACGGAUGCCGAUCAUCUUGCUGUUCAUUUUAGAAUCCGAUUCUUCACCGACGACAAUCAACACAUCCUGGAAGAUCAAAAGGCAGCUGUUGCUAGUCAUGACCCGAGCAGAUCUGAAGAUGGCAGUAGUGUACCUGCCACUCCGGUGCACCACACGGGCUCGUCAACUCCUCAUUCAGCGCCAGCGACACCCAUCUAUCUUCCUGGGACCCCUACUCAUCCUUCAGGAACCACCGUUGCCUCUGGCAGCAUAAACACAUCUGAUGUUGCUGUGGACAUGGGAAUGCAGCUUCUGGAGCAACACACAGUCAGUGGACACCUGCUGGAUCAGUCAGGCUUUACUCAAAAGUUCACAGACUUUGCAGUAACUCAAGCUGAUGGUACAACUCAAAAUUUCACAGUCUCCCACUAUGUUGUCAGUGACUCUCUCCUGGUCUCUGACCAGGGUUUACUGAUUGGUCAACAACAGGUGGACAGCCAGCUGGAACUGACCCAGCAGCAGCAGGUUUACAGUGGGGAUUUUGAGGACAGCGAGGUCAUCCAUGAUGCCAGCGGCUCAGUGAUGGCACUGGCUCCAAAGAAGAAGAAGGUCAAGCCAUCCAAGCUUCACAUGUGCGAUAUCUGCAACAAAUCCUUUGGGGACACGGGCAAGUUGGAGCUGCAUUACAAAAGCAACCACCUGCACGAUCGUCCCUAUCAGUGCGAUGUUUGUGAGAAAUCCUUCUUCACCAAGUGGAAGCUGCAGCGGCACAUGCUGAGUCACCUGGAGCGUAAACCUCACUCAUGUCCAAUGUGCUCAAAAUCGUUUGUGGAGCGGGGAAAAUUGGAGGCCCACUACCGCACACAUCUAGGAACGAAACCCUACAACUGUGACCAGUGUCCCAAAGCUUUUACGGUAAAGAGUCAGCUGUCCAUCCACCAGCGACGUAUUCACAGCACUGACCAACCAUUUGGGUGUUUGGUAUGUGGAAAAGCCUUCCUCUGGAAGAGUGGGCUUGAUAAACAUAUGAGAAAGCAUACCAGGGAAAAGCCAUAUAUAUGUGAAACCUGCGGCAUAAAAUACUCCAACAAGGCAAAUCUUAUUGUGCAUAUGUCAAAAGCACAUAGCCAAACAUAUGUAGACAAGCACACUUAG